Messenger RNA from Megalops cyprinoides (Indo-Pacific tarpon), 708 nucleotides. RefSeq names its product guanine nucleotide-binding protein G(I)/G(S)/G(O) subunit gamma-4. Gene Ontology annotation, cellular component: heterotrimeric G-protein complex. The coding region runs from base 443 to 670 and encodes 75 amino acids. Lineage: Eukaryota; Metazoa; Chordata; Actinopteri; Elopiformes; Megalopidae. The transcript has 3 exons. Gene Ontology annotation, biological process: G protein-coupled receptor signaling pathway. Gene Ontology annotation, molecular function: G-protein beta-subunit binding. The record is from RefSeq and is a predicted model, not a curated record.
GGGGUUGCGGGCAGAGCGCGCGUCCAUCGUCAGCGCAGGCUGGCGAGCGCAUCUUUCAGUCCUGAGAGUCGAAUAGGUUGUGACACCCCUCCUUGCCCUACAUUCUUGUCGUCCUAGAGAGGUCUUCCCCAACUGCAUUUAUCAUAAUAUCUCCAAGUCUAGCCGUGCAGGUUGAUCUUGGGCUGGGCGCUUUUCGAAGGGAUACUAAAAUUCGAAAAGGAAAGCGGCGUGAACGCAUAGUGCAUAGGAGAAGACUGGCAUGAGGUUGGAGCAUCUAUAUUUGUUAUCAUUCAAUCUGCUUACGCAGUGACGGCGUUGACUCGGUGCGGGGUUUUCCUCUUGUUAACUGGAAGUGACUUUACACCUCGAAUUCUAUAUUAUUGUGGAAUUGGUCCCGUUUUCCUGAUAUUGGAUAAUCAUUGGCGGUCUUCAGGAAGCCAGUAUGAAGGACGGCAUGGCUAACAACAACACAGCCAGCAUCUCACAGGCGAGGAAAGCUGUGGAGCAGCUGAAGAUGGAGGCCUGCAUGGACAGGAUAAAGGUGUCGAAGGCGGCGGCCGACCUGAUGGCGUACUGCGACGCCCACAUACGAGAGGACCCGCUUAUUGUGCCCGUGCCCGCCUCGGAGAACCCCUUCCGGGAGAAGAAAUUCUUCUGCACCAUCCUCUGAAGCCUGUGCCCCACCUCGUCCCCCCCCUCCCCGUCCCG